This is a messenger RNA of Theobroma umbraticum, 1435 nucleotides long. Its product is annotated as oligouridylate-binding protein 1-like. The record is from RefSeq and is a predicted model, not a curated record. Gene Ontology annotation, cellular component: cytosol. NCBI's taxonomy places the organism in Eukaryota, Viridiplantae, Streptophyta, Magnoliopsida, Malvales, Malvaceae. Gene Ontology annotation, molecular function: mRNA binding.
UUUUUUGUGCAGAUAGAGCCCAUUUUGAGUGGAAAUCUGCCUCCUGGCUUUGAUUCAACUACUUGCCGCAGUGUGUAUGUGGGAAAUAUUCACCCCCAGGUCACAGAGCCCCUUCUGCAAGAAGUUUUCUUGAGUACUGGUCCUAUUGAAGGGUGCAAACUUAUUAAAAAAGAUAAGUCAUCCUAUGGUUUUGUGGACUAUUUCGAUCGCAGAUCAGCUGCCCUUGCUAUUGUGACUCUUAAUGGAAGGCAUCUAUUUGGGCAACCUAUUAAAGUUAAUUGGGCAUAUGCUAGUAGUCAGAGGGAGGAUACAUCAGGUCAUCAUAACAUUUUUGUUGGUGAUCUCAGCCCUGAAGUUACAGAUGCUACGUUGUUUGCAUGCUUUUCUGUGUACUCCAGUUGUUCGGAUGCAAGGGUCAUGUGGGAUCAGAAAACUGGGCGUUCAAGAGGUUUUGGUUUUGUUUCUUUUAGGAAUCAGCAGGAUGCCCAAAGUGCUAUAAAUGACUUGAAUGGGAAGUGGCUUGGAAGUAGACAGAUCCGAUGUAACUGGGCUGCAAAAGGUGCUACUUCCAAUGAGGACAAACCAAGUUCAGAUGCCAAAAGCAUUGUAGAGCUUACUAAUGGUCCAUCUGAAGAAGUCCAAGAGAAGCCUAAUGAUGAUACUCCAGAGAACAAUCCUAAGUAUACCACUGUUUAUGUGGGCAAUCUUGCUCCAGAGGUUACAUCAGUAGAUCUCCACAGGCAUUUCCAUGUCCUUGGAGCGGGCACUAUUGAAGAUGUUCGUCUGCAACGAGAUAAAGGUUUUGGUUUUGUGAGAUACAGUUCACAUGCUGAAGCAGCUAUGGCUAUACAGAUGGGAAAUGCUCGAAUUCUAUGUGGUAAACCAAUUAAGUGCUCAUGGGGUAGCAAACCUACUCCACCAGGAACAAGCUCUGUGCCUCUUCCUCCACCAGCUGCUGCACAUAUCUGGCUUUCAGCUGCUGUUGCUGCCUAUGAACGGCAGAUGGUGAGUAAAUAUGGCGGUGCACAGGAUGGUAUGAUGCAUCCGCAGAGUCAGCAUGUCCUUAAGCACAGCCAUGGGAUGGGUUCUGCUGGAGCUAGUCAGGCAUUAUAUGAUGGUGUUCAAAAUGUGGCGCAACACCAGCAGCUAAUGUACUACCAUUAAUGUGGGAUCCAGCUCCUAUUAUAGCUUCACAGGGAGGAAUAAGUUUUUGGAGAACUGUAGGAUGAUGCUACUUUUUCGUUUUCGAAUUUGUGUUCUUUUCUGUUUUUUUUUUUUUUUUUCUUUCCUUUGCUAGAUUGCUGUAUUUCUCUGUUCUAUACCUUCAACGUGUAUGGAUGGCUGUUCCCUAUUUGAGAUAAUACUUAAUUAUCCGCUCAAACUUGAUCAAAAAUACUGUUCAUCUUUCAAUUAAAUUAAGAUUACUUAUCCCAAA